AUGGCGGCGUACAUGUGGAACACCCAUAUUUACCCAAGCGAAUGCUUUGUGGAGUCCUGCGGCGCACUGUUAUUCGAUCUUUCAGGCAAAUCUAAGAAGGUCUGCCUCCUCCAUCUCAUCAAGAAUAACCACUGGACGCUGCCGAAAGGCCGGCGCAAUUGUAAUGAGACGCGUCAAGAGGCCGCAGUGCGGGAGGUCCGCGAGGAAUCGGGCUACUCGUGCCGGCUGCGACCCGUCACCAUGCCGACCCGUGCCCCGUCCAACAUGGAGGCUGCCGACGUGAAGGAUCUUCCGAGAACCUACGACGGGCUUACGGAGCCCUUCUUCUUGGAGGUUCGGGAGCUGGGAGACGACGGCGGAGGCGGCGUCAAACUCGUUUGGUGGUUUAUCGCCGAGCUAGACCGAAGCGCAAUCCACGGCAAGCCGGAGGUCCACUUUAAACCCGAGUUCUUCGACUGCGACUAUGCGCUGAAGAAGCUGACGUUCCAGAAAGACCGAGACAUGCUGCGCAGGGCCAUUGACCUGCUGGAGAACUCGGGGUGGAAUUGCUUCCGACAGUGGAAAUAG
This is a messenger RNA of Neoarthrinium moseri, 567 nucleotides long. RefSeq lists its product as uncharacterized. NCBI's taxonomy places the organism in Eukaryota, Fungi, Ascomycota, Sordariomycetes, Amphisphaeriales, Apiosporaceae. Gene Ontology annotation, biological process: AMP biosynthetic process; ATP biosynthetic process. The transcript has a single exon. Gene Ontology annotation, molecular function: bis(5'-nucleosyl)-tetraphosphatase (asymmetrical) activity. The coding region runs from base 1 to 567 and encodes 188 amino acids. The record is from RefSeq and is a predicted model, not a curated record.